AGCCUCGCCUGCCGUUCACCCCUGACAAACAAACAGUGGAACUGGAAGGAUCUGGAACUGCUCUGAAAACGACCCACCAACACACACACACACACACAUUGGAUUUAUGAUAUUUAGGUAUGCGCUACAGAGGAUACUGCAGAGGUCACGCCUCCUUCUCUGGGACUAACAGCUAAAUGGGCUAUACCAUCUUAUUGGCCAUGCCUCCUUUAUUAGGACUAGCAUGCUGAGGCCACACCUACUUCAUUGGAACCAACAGGUUCAGUGACCACACCUCCUUCAAUGAGACUGACAUGCCGAGGCCACACCUCCUUCACUGGGACUGACAGGUUUAGAGUCCACGCCUUCUUCAUUGGUACUGGCAUGUCGAGUGGCCACACCUUCUUCAAUGGAAUUGAGAGAUGCAGAGGCCACACCUUCUUAAAUAGAACUAACAGAUGCAGAGACCACACCUACUUCAUUUGGAAUGACAGGUUCAGAGGUCACACCUCCUUAACGUGAACUGACAACUUCAGUGGGAAUGUGUCUUUCACUGGGACUGACAUGCUGAGGCCACACCUUCUUCACUGGGAUGAACAGGUUCAGAGGCCAGACCACCUUCACUGGAACUGACAUGUUCAGUGACCACACUUCCUUCAAUGGAAAUGACAGAUGCAGAGGCCACACCUCCUUCAAUGGAACUGAGAGAUGCAGAGGCCACACCUCCUUCAUUUGGAAUGACAGGUUCAGAGGCCAAACCUAGUUCACUGGAACUGACAACUUCGGUGGCCACGUCUCCUUCACUGGGACUGCCAUGCUGAGGCCACACCUCCUUCGCUUGGACUAAGAGAUGCAGAGGCCACACCUCCUUCUCUGGGACUAACAGCUGAAGAGGCUACACCACCUUUAUUGGAACUGCCAGGUUUAGUGGCCACACCUUCUUUAAUAGGACAGGCAUGUUAAGGCCACACCUUCUUCACUUUGACGAACAGGUUCAGAGGCCAGACCACCUUCAUUGGAACUGACAGGUUCAGUGACCACACUUCCUUCAAUGGAACUGACAGAUGCAGAGGCCACACCUCCUUCAAUGUAACUGAGAGAUGCAGAGACCACACCACCUUCAUUGAGACUGAUAAGUUCAGAGGCCAUACCUCCUUCAUUGGGACUGACAUGUUCAGUGGCCAUGCCUCCUUCACCUGGACUGAAAUGCUAAGGCCACACUUUCUUAAUUGGGACUGACAGGUUCAGUGGCCACAUCUCCUACACUGGGACUGACAGGUUCAGAGGCCACACCUCAUUCACUGGGACUGACAGGUUCAGAGGCCACGCCUCUUACAUUGGUACUGUCAGAUGCUGAGGCCACACCUCCUUCACCUGGAUUGACAGGAUCAGACACCAUACCUUCUUCACUGAAAGUGACACCUGAGAUUAUGCCACUUUCACCAUAAAAUUAAAUAAAGAAAGUGAAAUAAAAUAAAAUAAAAUAAAACAGUAGUUUAUAAAUACAUUUAAAAAAACACCCAUAAAGCUACAGAGUGUUCCUCAACACAUUUACAUCUUCCACUGUGUAUUGUGCUCUUUAGAUAAUGUAUGUCCUGCCUCAGCGUUUCUCAGGCAUGUAAGUAAAUGUUUCCACUCUGAGGUUUCUUUAGUGGAGUGUAACUGAUCUGAUCAGUGCUGGUGUUGGGUGAUAGACCAUGAUGCAGAGCCUUGCCUUACCGCUGAUUUCACAUCUAAUAUUUCAGCUCUGCUUCAGAGCAACAAACCCUACACUUCCAUCUAUCAGUUAACCCUUAAGUUCUAUAAGAGUCAAAAUUGGAAGGUUUAAAUUGGUGCGUAAUUUGUCUAGUUGCAAACUCCUCAUGAAGCAAUGUAGAUAAGCUAGGUACACUAGAAGCUACUUAGAGCUAUACCUAGCUGUCUACAAUGAAGCUAAUUUGACAAGCCGAGAAGAAUCAGCUAUUAUCUUUAUUUAUCGUGUGGCUACUUCAUUGUACAAAAUAUAAUCCACAUGGUUUCUACAGGGUAUGCCAAAAACUACAGAUGAAACCGAAUCAAAGAAAGCUCACUGAUACUCUUUACUUUGAUUUGAAACAUCUAGCUAGGUAAUUUUGACAUUGGUGAAUACUGUAGCUAGUUACUGGAAAAGCUACAGACUAUGUUAAAAUAGUAGUAUUGCUACGUAUACAGAAGCUAGCUACCCCAUAAUAUUGUUUACAUUUACUGUAUUGUCCCUUUUGCACUGAUCCCAGAACCCUUUGAUUUUGAGCUAAUGUUGCUAGCAGGCUCAUUCAUGGAAAUUCUUUUCAGUUCAUUUUAAGUAUUUUGGGUGGAGUAAAAUUAGUUAGCUACAUUUUUCUUGUACACUAUAAAAUUGAUAUAAAAAUGUAAACUCUUUACAGUAAAAUUGAAGUCAUUUCCAGCUAGGAAUUAGUGCUAAAGGCUAGCAUUUGGGUUUAAAGUUUGGGAAGUUAGUGGUUAAACAUUAGAAUUAGUAUUAGAUACUAGGGGUUGAAUGUCACGGUCAGGUUUUUUAAAUUAAGGCUGGGAUUGACACUUGAUAAACUUAGUGAUGAGUGGUUAAAGUUAGGGCUACAGUGUACAGGUUGGGUCAGUUGAUUGUGUGUGUGUGUGUGUGUGUGUGUGUGUGUGCGCAUGCUCUACCCUAUACGUCAUCUCUAGUUUCUCCCCAGCAUAAGGUUACUCAAUACUGGCUUUAAUAGAUUAAAGCCACUCUGAGCCCAAAUGGAGACGAGGUCAGAAACAGCGACUCAUCACACACACUGGCACACACCUGUAGACCUUCCUUCAGGUGAGCUAGGAGUGUAUAUGCGGAGCUCGGAGAAAAGCAUAAAUGAGUGUGUGUGUUUGGAUGUCUAGCUUUGUAUUGGCAAACUGUGAGCAAUUCUAGCUUGAUGUUAUUUAAUCUGAAUAAUGUGUAUGUGUGGGUGUGUGUGUGAGAGAGACAGAGAGAGAGACAGAGAGAGAGAGAGAGAGAGAGACCAUAUGUCCUCACAAAGAUAGGAAUAUCUGUUUUGGGGACAUUUGGCUGGUCCCCAUAAAGAAAAAUUGUUUGUUGUUUGUUUGUUUUGUUGUUGUUUUUGAAAAACUGUGGCUUUUAUUAUUUUUAUUAAAAACACUUUUGGUAACUGAGGUUGGUAGGUUAGAUUUUGAUAGAAAUUACUUAAAAACAUUAAAAAUUAUGUGAUUGGACAAGUAUACUAAGAUAGUGUGUGUAUAUGUCAGUGUGUAUAUGUCAGUGUGUGUGUGUGUUUCAUUUAUAGAUAUGAAUUUAGCUUUAACUAUUUUUUAAAAUAUAUAAGACUUAGAACUGGAACAUAUUAUCAAAUCAAGUAAAUCUCAAUUAAAGUAGGAAACCACACUCAUUGAAACUGUAAAGCAAAAACUAGGACAAGGAACUUGUAAGGUUCACAGUAACAUGUCUUAGUAAUGCAGUUAGACCGUGACAAACUGAAAGUGACAGGAUCCGAAAACACCCACAACAAGAGAUUGACAGAGAUUGGGUCAAGAGUGAUGCAGUGGUGUCACUGAGUCUGAUGAGCUGAAUCAGAGAGGGUUAGGGGCUGAAAUGGAUACUGCACAGAGCAAAGGGCAGAAGCAUGGACUGGUAGUAAGCAAGAACAUGAACAGAGCCCGUGAAAGAGAGGCUUGCAAGACUGCUUGCUGCAUUGGCUUCAGGAACUUCAGAGACACUAGGAGAGUGAUUAUGGGAUGGGGCUCAAAGGCCACUGGGAGGAGAUGCUGGAAGCAAUGGGCAAUUUAGAGGAAAGGCUUGAGCUAGAAGAACCUUGACUGGGAUGGCAUUACAUUUUAUCUCAUUUUAUACAACUAAGCAAUUGAGGGUUAAGGGCCUUGCUCAGGGGCUCAGCAGUAUCAUCUUGGUGGUCCUGGUAUUUGAACACACAACCUUGCAAUUAGUAGUCCAAGUUAAUAACACCUUAACCAUUGAGCUACCAAAUCCCCUUCAGAUACCCUGGGAGGAUGAUGCUAGAAAGCUCUGGGCAAUUGGGAGGCAAGGUUUGGGCUAGAAGAACAUUGACUGGGACCUCAGGAACAUUGGGUUGGCAAGGUUGGGAUAACAUAACCUAAAGCCUUGGACAAAUAGGAAGUAAGGCUGGGACCACAGGACUGUUGGAAGGCCACCAGACAAUUAUAAGGGGAAUCUGGACAACUAGAGGGUACAGCUGGUUAGAAGUUUGGAAACCAAAUAUAUUUACUUCUCUUUUAGUCCUUGUAACUUCCAGAUUCAUUGAGAAGCUCUUCUUUUACACAGACAUAACAAGACCUUCAGUUACUCAGUCACAUAUGACAAUUAUUGGCAAUAUAUUCUGUAAUGCAUCAGUGUUUAUCUUUCUUCUGCUAGCUUUAUAACUUGUCAGGCCACAAAGAUAGUACUGAGGAUAGUUGACCCUCAUGUCCUCUCAUUUCAUCAAUCUUAGUUAGUACACUUUUUUGUAAAAUGCUCCCACGCUUUCAUGUCAUAUCACCUAUUGGUUUGGUUUUGGUGCCUCUCAACAAUUUUCUAAUUGAGAACUGUAAUCCAGAUGUCCAGAGAUCAUUCUUAAAAGCAAAAGCUCCUGGCUGUUGUACGCUGUCAUAGGUAAAAGCUGUUUCACAAAUAAUCUGAGCUCUCAACUAGAUCUGGUGCAUUUUUUGCAGCAACUUUUUGCAGGGACUGCUAGUCAGUGGCAAGUCCCCAUUUAUGUUAAAGAUAUAUGCACCAUAACACUGUGGAAUGCAUUUGUCUAUCAUGUCAAUAUCCUUUCUGAAAGCAGAGGUUCCUCCAUCCACCUCAAUUCCCUUAAGAAGCCUGUAUAAAAAUACUGUAAGGGACGUCUCUGAAAACCUUUUGCAUCAGCCAAAAGAGAACUCCUAAGCUUGCUUUGCGUGCUUUGGUGGCUAGAUGAAUCUAUCACCCAAAGUGAAUGUUCAGUGAUGGCAAGUCUAUAAAAUGUACCUUGAUGUGCUUGAUAUGAACCAUAUAGUACUGUAUAAGACUCUGGCCUCAGCUGUCUGCCAAGGAGAAAAGACAAGUGGUGGUCUGUUGUCUAAACAGAGGCUACUGGUCAGUCUGUCUAGACUGCUAUCAAGAUAAUACCCAAGUCAGGUUUUAGACAGACUUCACGGUUUUCUGUGCUUCUACUUUACAGAGAACAAUUUUUUAAAUUAAUGUAUGUCUUAUAUUCCAAGAUACACCUGUUCAGUUUUUACACCGAUGUAAACACUAAAACUUUUCUUCUCUUUAAUUUGUAGGGACUCAGAGUUCCCUCAGUGUGAUGAGCAUUGCUGUGAAGCCCAAUGGUGACAUACCAGUUAGGAAUCUGAGCUGUAAUUUAGCUCCCUUGGAGGUCUGAUCUCUGUCAUCAAGUUCACAGAUGACUGUCCAAGCUGAGAGGAUGGAGGUGGCAUUAGUUGACUUUGAGAAGUUAGAGAACAUGAAAAUUAAUGGAGAUGACCCAAAUUACUCCAAUGACAAGGCAGCUUUGACGGCAGAUAUGCCAGAAAAGUGGGAGGCCACCAAUGUCAACCAUGUCAUGGAUACCCCAAAUAUCCGUUCCUACCAAGAGAAAAGUCAGAUCAUGAGGGAGGCAGAAUCUCCCUCCAUUCUAACCCCAACAACAAGAGGACGUCCUAGCUGUGCUAGCCUAAUAUCCAACUGGAAACUUUUAUUAAACAUGGAAGGCUCUCAGGGUGAUGGCAUUUUCAACAAACUGGCCAAAGAAUGCUAUGAGGAUCUAUUUGUGGACAAGAAAGAGAUUGAGGAUGGUGAGCAAAAAGUCAUUAUCAACAUCGCUGGUCUUCAUUUUGAAACAAGACUCAAGACCUUGGACCAGUUUCCUGAUACUUUACUGGGAGAUCCUUUAAAAAGAAUGGACUACUUUGAUCCAAUGAGAAAUGAAUAUUUCUUUGAUCGUAAUCGCCCCAGCUUUGAUGGAAUUCUAUACUAUUACCAGUCAGGUGGAAAGAUCCGCAGACCUGCAAAUGUUCCCUUGGAUGUUUUUGCAGAUGAGAUCAAUUUCUAUCAGCUAGGUAGUGAAGCCAUGGAGCAGUUCCGUGAAGAAGAAGGCUUUAUCAAAGAACCGGAGGUUCCUUUACCAUCCAAUGAGUUCUAUAGACAAUUUUGGUUGCUCUUUGAGUACCCCGAGAGCUCCAAUGCUGCUCGUGGGGUUGCUUUGGUCUCACUUAUUGUGAUUAUCAUCUCCAUCAUCAUCUUUUGUAUGGAGACCCUUCCUGAGUUUCGUGAUGACUUUGAGGUCUUUCAAGUCAUGGGACUACCAAUCAAUCAAACAAAGGAUGCUGAAGUUUCCUCACUCUCUUCAUCAAGUGCCACUUCCAAAACCAUUAGCACCACUUUCACUGACCCUUUCUUCAUCAUUGAGACAGCCUGCAUCAUCUGGUUUGUCUUUGAAAUUACUGUCCGUUUCCUGGUCUGCCCAAGCAAACGCAAGUUCUUUAAUAACAUCAUGAACGUUAUUGACCUCAUCUCGGUCAUCCCGUAUUUUGUCACUGUCAUAACUGAGCUGGCAGCUGUGACCAAUAGUAACACUAGUGGACAGAGCAUGUCCCUGGCCAUUCUUCGAAUAAUCAGGUUAGUGAGAGUCUUCAGGAUCUUCAAGCUAUCACGUCACUCCAAAGGUCUUCAGAUUUUGGGUCAGACACUCAAGGCCAGCAUGAGGGAGCUGGGCUUGCUCAUCUUUUUUCUCUUCAUCGGAGUUAUACUCUUCUCCAGUGCCAUCUACUUCGUCGAGGUGGAUGAUCCCAACACACAGUUCAGUAGCAUCCCUGAUGGAUUCUGGUGGGCCGUGGUCACCAUGACCACCGUGGGAUAUGGAGACAUGUGUCCUAUCACGCUGGGAGGAAAAAUAGUCGGCACGUUGUGUGCCAUCGCUGGGGUUUUGACCAUUGCAUUGCCCGUGCCUGUCAUUGUGUCCAACUUCAACUAUUUCUACCACCGGGAGACGGAGCAGGAGGACAAGAAGCAGAUAUCUGAAGAUUCUCAAAAAUUAGGGAAUGACACAAAACAUGGCAGCAGCUCAUCUUUAAAUAGGGUAAACGAAAUCUCUGAAGGUAGAAAACGUUAAACGUACUAAAACACUUCACUGGCAUUUGUGCUAGAACAUUUUAGUUAGUAUUAUUCUUUUGAAUAAUUAAGUAAGUAUUUGGUCUCUGAAAAACAAUGAAUGUAUCUUAAUGAGUGCUCUUUCAGUCACAGCAGAUUUUAGGCUCACACACCAAAAACUCAUAAUCCCAUAAAGAUGCUACCUCAUGAAGCCACAAUCUGCAAUUCCUAACAAUAUACCAUGUAUAAUUUGUCAGAGUGUAAGAAAAUGUAGAUCUAUAUUAUAUAGAAUUGUAUAUUUGCUAGAAAACAAUCGAAGCACUUUGAAAACAAACCUGAUUUAUUUGUAACUAAUAUUUCCAUGCCAUUUGAAUACAUCAGUGAUUCAACCCUUUGCAAGUCUAUUUGGCUGUGUUCACAUUACAAACUUUUUUUUGCCACAACUGACUCAUAUCUGUCUUCAACCUGGUAAUGUGAACUCAGAGUCAUACUUUAUAUCACACUCUAAUGAGGAUAUUUUAGAUAGCACGUAUACACCAAUAUACCAAUGUAUGGUCAUUUUCUAAGAUGUAUUUCUUGAUCACUACACUUUUCCACACUCACAUGCAAAACA
This is a messenger RNA of Hemibagrus wyckioides, 7673 nucleotides long. RefSeq names its product potassium voltage-gated channel, shaker-related subfamily, member 10a (gene kcna10a). The transcript has a single exon. Lineage: Eukaryota; Metazoa; Chordata; Actinopteri; Siluriformes; Bagridae. Gene Ontology annotation, cellular component: membrane; voltage-gated potassium channel complex. Gene Ontology annotation, molecular function: protein binding; delayed rectifier potassium channel activity. The record is from RefSeq and is a predicted model, not a curated record. Bases 5376 to 7082 code for a protein of 568 amino acids. Gene Ontology annotation, biological process: potassium ion transmembrane transport; protein homooligomerization.